UCCUUAAUCACUAAAAAAUUUGGUUGAUGAAUCUUCUUCUUCUUCUACUUCUUGUUGUUCAUUUAAGUACAGAGGUUUGACAUUCAGGUACUACUUAUAGGGCUACUUGACUUGUCUUAAAACAAAGAUUGCUGUUCUUUUUUCUUCAACUUCUUUUAAUGCAACAAAGCCAAAACAAAAGUGUGAAAGUGAAAGUGUAUCUUCAGUAGUUUAGAGUUAGAGAAAGAAAGUAAAGAUACCACCAGUCAAAAUACUUGUGCUUUUUAUCAAAUAAAUACUCCUAAUCAUGAAAGUGGAGGAAUGUGAAUCUUAUUAACUAAGUAAAGAUUUCAUUUCCAUUCUUUCACUUUUGUUUCUUCAAGAACUCAUCUCUCUGUUCUACAGUGGUCUGAUCAUCAGCAGAUAAGAAAUUCAACCAAAUGCUGAAUCUUUAAGAACCAAUUUUGGAAUUUUGGUACACGGAUCAGUGGGUUUGGUUCAUCUUUUCAACGACACUAGUGGGUGUGGCACUCUGUGGGUCAGUCGGGAAUUCUGAUAAUGGGUUUUGAAGCUAGUUUUGGAACAAAGAUUCAGGAAGUAAGGAGGUUUAGUUCUUCUUUGAAACCAUCCAAGUUCAUAGGACUAUCCGCAAGACAUAAUCGUUCAAAGAGAGUAGAUGAAGUUAACUUAGUGGAUAGUUCCUCCGAUGAAGUCGAUAAUUUCUUAAAGUUGGAUAUGGAACAAGUGAAGGUUCGGAUUGUUUCGAAGAAGAAACAAUCACCUAACAAUGAGCUCCAGAGUUCUUUAAAGAAAGAGAUUGUACAACUUGAGAAACGCUUACAAGAUCAAUUUGUAGAACGAAGAGAUCUAGAGAAGGCAUUAGGGUAUAAAUCUUCCUCCAGUUCAACUUCUAAUGAAAACUCAAUGCCCAAGCCUGCCAGUGAACUUAUCAAAGAGAUUGCCGUAUUGGAGUUGGAAGUUGUGUAUUUAGAACAAUAUCUUCUCUCGUUGUAUAGGAAGGCAUUCGGUCGAAAAGUAUCUUCUGUAUCACAACCUGUCAUGGAUGAAAGAGUGAAGUCACCUCCAAUAACCGAGAAAGCGAUUAUUCAUGAAGAUACAGGGCUUCGCGUCACAACAAAGGCAGAACAUACAGUCCAGUCUAGUAAGGUGGUGCCCUCACUUAUCAGUCCUUGUAAGGAACUAUACAUGACCAACACUAAUGAGAGGCUAUUGGAUUCUGGUAUUUACCGCUGUCAUUCUGCACUAUCUCAACACUCAGCCUUUUCAAAUAGAACCCCUACUACAAUGGACAGUAUUGCAAGAGCAGUACGAUCUUGUCAUUCUCAACCUUUAUCUUACUUGGAGAACGACACCCCAUAUAUGAUCAGUCUGGCAGAACAUCUUGGUACCAGUAUUGCCGAUCACGUACCUGACACACCUAACAAGACUUCAGAGGACAUGAUUAAGUGUAUGUCAUCCAUUUACUGCAAGCUCUCCGACCCCCCUUUGAUGAACUCUGGCUUCUCAUUUUCUCCUACUUCAUCCUUGCCGUCGGUUAGUGAAUAUUCUCCACAGGAUCUGUAUGAAAUGUGGAGUCCUCGAUACAGGAAAGAAUCUUCUUUUGACGCACGAUUAGAUAAUUCUUUCCAUGUGGAUGGUGGGUUAAAGGAGUUCAGCGGACUUUACAAUACCAUGGUAGAAGUUCCCUGGAUUUGUAGAGAUAGUGAGAUGUUGAACUCUAUUGAUCCCAUUUUAGAAAAGUACAAGUCGCUUGUUUGUAAACUAGAAGAAGUUGAUGUGAGAAAGAUGCAACAUGACGAAAAGCUAGCCUUCUGGAUCAACAUACACAAUGCGUUGGUGAUGCAUUCAUUUUUGGCUUAUGGGGUUCCACAAAAUAGUAUCAAAAGAAUGUCUUUAUUCCUCAAGGCUGCAUAUAAAGUGGGUCGUCACACCGUAAGUGCAGACACAAUACAGAAUUCUAUUUUAAAUUGCCGUAUGCCCCGUCCUGGAAAGUGGCUUCUAAUGCUAUUUUCUCCAAAAUCAAAAUUCAAAGCCUUAAAUGAUCGGCAAGCAUAUGCAAUUGAGCACCCGGAACCUCUGUUGAAUUUUGCACUUUGCUCAGGGAGCCACUCUGAUCCUGCGGUCCGGAUAUAUACACCCAAGAGGGUGACUCAGGAGCUAGAAACAGCAAAAGAAGAGUACAUUCGAGCUACAAUUGGUCUACGGAAAGAACAUAAACUUCUUUUGCCGAAGGUCGUAGAAUCAUUUGCAAAAGAGUCAUGUUUGUCUCCCACAGGUGUGGUGGAAAUGAUUCAGCAAUUAAUGCCAGAAGUUUUCUGGAAGACAACACAAGGAAGUCACCAGGGACGAAUGCACAAGAACAUUGAAUGGGUGCCUCAUAAUUUUGCAUUCCGGUAUUUGAUAGCCAAGGAGCUGGUGAAAUGACUGAUAUUAAAACUCGUGAGUGCAGAAACAUAUCUACCAGAAAUGGAUAUGGAAAUGCUUCUAGUUACUGCUUAUGAGUUUGGGCUUGGAUUUUUGUAAGUUUCGAAUGUUUCUUUUCAUAUUUUGUACAAAAGGAGAAAAUGAAACAAAAUAUUGUAAUAUGGAGUGAGUGAUAACCUUGUGAUUUGUAUAAUGUAAUCCUUGAGUUAAUGUAUUAUAUUAUUAAUGAAAAAGUUGCCCUCUUUUUUGGUUGGUA
Molecule: messenger RNA, 2680 nt
Organism: Papaver somniferum (opium poppy)
Lineage: Eukaryota; Viridiplantae; Streptophyta; Magnoliopsida; Ranunculales; Papaveraceae
Exons: 12
Coding region: 538-2424 (628 amino acids)
Source: RefSeq, a predicted model, not a curated record